Messenger RNA from Plutella xylostella (diamondback moth), 4577 nucleotides. It is a transcript of the gene Atf3, whose product is annotated as Activating transcription factor 3. Lineage: Eukaryota; Metazoa; Arthropoda; Insecta; Lepidoptera; Plutellidae. The record is from RefSeq and is a predicted model, not a curated record. Gene Ontology annotation, cellular component: nucleus. Gene Ontology annotation, biological process: regulation of transcription by RNA polymerase II. Gene Ontology annotation, molecular function: RNA polymerase II cis-regulatory region sequence-specific DNA binding; DNA-binding transcription factor activity, RNA polymerase II-specific.
UCGCUCGUCUGUUUACGCUCGGAGUCGGCGGCGCGCGGGCCUCACGUGGUCGCGGCAGUCCAGCGCAGCCCCCGGAGACGCCGGUACAGUCCACAGCCGCUACAUCGACACCCGCGCCGACGUUACCGCGGCUCAUAAAAAUUCAGUGUUUUCAGCGUAUGCGAUGAAUAAAUUUUGCGAAUCGUGUCUGUGUUACAAAAAGGUUUUCGGUUGCUAUGUUGUUGGGCUUCCACAAGUGUUAGUGAGGAACGGCUCUGAUGCACAUCGACUUUUGGAGGUGAUCCCCAGUUGUGUGAGGCCUGGAGCACCGGGAUACGGCUUCUGUAAGGAUUCCGUGUAGACCGGCGGAAAAACUGAUAGUAUAAGAUAACGCUCCGACCGUCGCCGCGAAGACUCGUGAGGAGGACCAAGUGCCAUUUGAAACCAGUUUACCAGAGCAGUGAUAUUUAGCGUUAGCGUAGUGUUAAGUGUAGUGUAGCAAACAAGCGUAGACUUGUGGUGUUUAGUGAGAAAAGUUACCAAAAAACAACCACGCUGGCUCCGUACAAGGAUAUAAUGAAUUCGUCGGGCAUUAGCGCGGGUGCUGUGCCGAUGAUCAAGUGUGAGGACACGUCUGCGGGGGUGGACGGGGAGGGUGGUGGGGGUGCGGGGGGGUACAACCUCAGUGUGAACGUGAACCUGGCGGCGCCGGUGGGCAGCCUGCUGGCGGCCGAGCAGGGCGGGAACACGCCGCGGACGCCCGAGAUACUCAACUCACUCAUCGCCAUGACCAGCCCGCUUGAACAGUACAACUACCCUGACAAGAACACGGAUGCGGGGUUUAAGAACGGAUGCGGAAAUGACUCCAACUCUUCAAUGUCCAAUGGGUCGUCGGCAACAUCACCUGCCUCGGGCACCCCGCAAAGUAUACAAAAGACCUGCUCGGAGCUCAUCAAAGCCGGCCUGAAGCUGUCCAUCGAGUCGAAGCGCAAGAUGUCGGGCAGCGACACGGACAGCGGCGGCGUGAAGCGGCUCAAGAGGGAGGACAGCGACGACGACUACGACAGCAGCCACACGCUCACCAAGAGCGAGGGGCUGACACCAGAAGACGAGGAGCGGCGGCGGCGGCGGCGGGAGAGGAACAAGAUCGCCGCCACCAAGUGUCGCAUGAAGAAACGAGAGCGGACCGUCAACCUGGUCACUGAGAGCGAGGUGCUCGAGAACCAGAACAUAGACUUGAAGUCACAACUCAAGGACUUGGAAGUGCAAAGACGGAAACUCAUCGACAUGCUCUCCCUCCACACCGCGUCCUGCGUCAAGAACAACUCCAGCAACUCCAACCAGCAGCAAUACAACAUGAUCCGGCCCUAUGAAUCUCCAACCCCCUUCCCAGCUUGCUACGAGACUUCCUCCCCCUACAUCCGACCAGAGUCCGCUAACAUCCUGGCCUCUAGCUACACCUGCGUCACCCCGCUCAAUGGAGACUCCUCAAUCGACACCAUCUCGUCUCUAGACAACUCCUAUUUAGCGCCACAACUCUUAGACGGAGAGUACCAUAGGCCUGACAGCGUCCUCAGUCUAGCACCCAACUCUGAAGGGAACUACAUCACGGAAGGGUACCUCCCAAAGGCCGCUAAUCUCCUGGUCAUUGAGCCAACAGAACAGGAAUACUAUGAGGAGGUCAACUACAAUAUGAACGCAGCCCAACAGUGCCAUACUUACCCCAACCACCACGGAGAUCCGCAGGGCAAAAUUAACAACGGCCUAAACGAUGGCUGCCUCGUUUAGUCGCUAUGGAAGGUGAAAAGUUUCAUGUCGGGUCCAAAUGUAAUAUUGACAUGUACACGUAUGUAUAGUUAAGGAAAGGUGUCAUCAAAGUUAAAUUCGGAAUAGAAUCACCGUUUUGAAGUUUUCUACAUUGCAUAGCAUCGAUAUAACACCGGCGUAAAGUAGAUGUAGGUAUGCUAGGUCACACGCUCGUGAAAUUGUGUUUUCAGGGAAAUAUCAUAAAGGUGGAGUUUAUUUCGAAACGAAAUGAUAUGUCUACUGUGUAGAACAACAACGUAGAUUAGUUCGGUGCCUCUGAUAAACGACAUACUGUGUCCCAUGGUGGAGAUAUCUAACACUGAUAUUCUACAAAAUAAGAGAUUAAAAUUACAAGUUAAAUAGCUAUCGUCGCAUUGUUAAUAUUGUUAUGUAUGACAUAUUAUUUAUUUCAUUUUUAAUUUACGUUUUUAAAAUCAAUAGCGUUGUGAAAUAAUACAAAAACACCGUUGUCGUCUAUAACAAAAGAAACUGUAAAACAGUUUGUUUUAGGUAGGUAUUACACAUUAUUAUAUUUUUAUUUAGAUGUUACAAUCUAACAUAAUUUUAAUAUUUUACGUUUAAUUUCGUAAGCUUUUUAAUUUUGCUUUGCUCUGUGGCAAAAUAUCGACAAUUAAGAUCUGAUUGUGGCGUUAUGAUGAUGAAUGAGUUUAUUUUUGAUGAUUUUUUGAUGAAAUUUAAUUUAUAGUAGUUUCUCAUUUUGUCACAAACAUUUGACAUACCUAACGCGAAAUACAUACUGCAGGCGGGUCAAGCCAGAUUAUCUAUAGUCGUAUCUAGAUUUAAACAAAGUUAAUAACAUCACAGUAACAACUUUUACAAAUACUUCACUUUCAGUACAAUAAAAUUUAAUACCUCUUGUUGAUAUUCCGAUAGUAUAUUUUACGUUACAGAAAUAUUAUAACAGUUUAAUAAAUACACAUAGUAGGCUGUAAGUUUAUGUAAGGUGCUUUAAACUGAGAAUAAGUCGUGAUAUAUUUUAUUAAUAAUUUAAAAUUACUCGUAGCUUUUGUUGUUGAAAGUAAGUUUUAAUGUGCCUAUAAUAAUUAACAUUUUAUAAUAUGAAUGUAUUUGAAAUCGCUUCUUGAGCGCGAAAUGUACAACAUUAUGGUAAAGAAAUCAAGAAAGGCAUACAUGUUCAUGACCAAAAACGUACAAAAGUUUUCAAAGCACAAGAUAAAUCAGUUAGAUGUUUAUGGAAAAUUAUGAAACACAAAUCUUUCAGUUUCAUAAAAAGUUACCGUUGAUAAAUAAAUCUUCAUUUCAUUACUUGGUUCACCAUAGGAGAUAUCAAAGAUUAAUUAAGUACCAGCUACUUACUAUAAUCAUGAUUUAAAAUUCAAAUUUUGAUAUCCUUUCUGAAAGUAAUAUAGUUUUUUUUCAGAUCAAUGUGAUAAUUUAUACUUUUGGAAAAAUAUAAUUAAAUUGUUUCUGGAUACCCCCCUUGUGAAUAAGGCCGUGCCUUCUACCAGUGAUACCUAGUCUUUGACUGCCGACCCAAGAUAGAGCAGUCAAGUCGUGUGAGCAUUUAUUUUUAUAUUGUUGGUUAUUAUAUUGUGAUAAAAUACGUCUAGGACGAAGCAACCGGCACAAGUUUUGUAAUAUCGAGUAUAUAAUGUGAGCCUUAAAUGUCUUUCUUCUUUAAAUACAAUGGACUUCAGACAAUCAGUGGCCUAUGUAAAUUUACAUUCCAAAGGGAUGUUCCUAUUUACCUACUUCUAGUUUUGGAAAACAAGAUUUUGUAAAUAUUUAUAAAUAAAAUCGGGGCUGAAGUGCAUUGUGUUUGUCUCUUUCUACUGUAGCGUGUAGUGAAUGUACCGUCGUAGUAAUCUUAACUGUAAGAUUAACUUAAGAAGGUAUAGUUUAGAUUGACUUCGAGGACUCUUAAACGGAAGUUUCUUCUCAUUUCUCAUUCUUCCUACUUAGUAUAUAGAUGUGAUAAAAGUAUACUAGUUUUAAGGCUUCUAGCGCAGGCCACACUGCCAGCCAACAAAGCUACGGUUGCAAAGUAAGUCGGUAGCUUGCAGUGUGAAAUGUGUGUGAAUCACGAAUAUUGUGCACUCAAGGCGAUAGUAACUCAACAGGCGGUUACUGGAGUUUGAAUGCGUUUUAUUAGUUUCAAACGAUGCUGAUAGGGGCGCUGAUCAAGAUGCCAUACAAGUUGCUAUCGAAUGACCUAUCGACUUGAGUUCGUGAUUCGCACACUGAAGUUUUCAGUAAAGAUGUGAGACGAUGUUUGGCCGUCUAGCUCACUAGAUGGCAGUGAGGCCUGCUCAUUAUAUUUGGUUGUAAAUUUAGACUUGAGAAAAUACUGUUGGCAUAUUUAAACAAUGAUUUUAUUGUUGUUACACAUAUUCGUUUUAACCUAAUAUGAUUUACAAUGAAAUAUGUAUUUAGUACUUGAGUUUAGUAAGAACCUUGGUCUGCGUAAGAGCCAUAAUAUAUUUUUGGAACACAUUUUUGUUUAUACCUUAGAUAUUUUUACUUCAGUUAUAAGGCUAUUCUAGGAAUAGUUAAGAAGUAAAACUUAUUUAACUAUCCAAUAAGUGAAUAUUGUAUUAUUACCGUUGGAAUAUUUGAACGAUUGUGUUUUGUCAUACUGUCACAAAUAUACUUCCAUAUUUUGUAAUCGGUUAAAGUUAAUAAAAACUUAGUUUUUGUAAGCAUUGUUAACAUCACUUGUACCUGCUUUCUAUUUGGAUAUAAUAUUUUGACAGACAAAGCAAAAUUAUUGUGCUUAUGUAUUAAAAAAUAAAUCAUUAUAUUGCAUAAUA